UUUUAGGGUUGAAUAUGUUUCUUCUUUUCCAACAGGGUUGUUGAUGUUUAUUCCAAAGAGGAAGACCACAAGUUAAAUGUGUACCACUUCCUUAUGGUUGCGAAUCCUGAAUCUUUGAGACCUGGAUUCGUAAUACGAGUUAGUUUCUUCUUCGUUAUGCUGAAUCAAUCAGGCAAAGAGUUAUACAGAACAAAAGAAAUGUGCAAAUUGUUCUGCGAUAAGGUCUGCGAUGAGGCCAAGGGAUGGGGUUGCUACGAGUCCCUGCCUCUUGAAUUCGAGACGAAUAAAAUCAUCCUAAAACUCGAAAUCGUAAAAGUAGUUGAAGUUGUUGAUUGGAAUGAGAUGAUAGAAUUUAAUGGUUUCCAGAUUCAUUAUUCUCAGAUUGAACCAGUUAAUUCGCUUUUCCUGGAUCACCGGGGCUUUACACAUAAAUUCCGUCUAAAGAACGAAUUAUUGAAGACAACAUACAUGAACGUCCUCCUUGCUCUCGUAGAGACACUGAACAAGCCUCAACAUAGUUUGACCGAGACUGAGCUAAGCAAUGCUCGCAGCGACCUGGUCGAGCUAACAGAAGCAGGUUUCAAGCUAAACUGGUUAAAGACAAUGCUUGAUGAGGUUUCCUUUGAUGGGAAUAAAGGAAAUUUUGCUGAUCAUGGGUCACAAGUCGAACAACACAUCAAGGAGAAGGUCGAGGCUGCUAGAGACUGGCUCGAGGGUGCUAUUCACUCUUGGAAAGGACAUUUGGGAUUUGUUCAUCUUCGUAAUGAGAAAAUCGACUGAAGAUUAAUACAUUUUAAUUUAUUUCUUUUUCCAUAUAUAUAUAUAUAGUUUCAUGGAUCUCAUAUUAGUUGGAACGAUCGAACCAAAGAGUUUUUUUAGUCAAGUCAGAUUCAUAUUGCGUCUAAUCCCAGUGUCCCAUGCGUCAACCAACCUUAUUUACAUAAUUAACAUAUAUAACUCUCAAGUUGCAAAAAAAAAAAAAAAAACAUAUAUAACUCUCCCAUGUCUCUCUAUAGACUCCAGUGUGUAUCCCAAACUCUCAAGUAAGUUCCGUCUCCAUCAUCUUUAGCUACUAGAAAAUGGCUUAUGGUUUUAGUGUUCUCUUUCUCUUUGUAUGCAUAACCCUUUUUUUUGGGGUUCAGGUGUUACCGUAUCUUUCUCAAUUCACAUGGUGCUUGGUGAAUUGUAUGGUCAAGUGGCUGAAUCAGACGAUGUGAUUCGCAAGCCUUCUUUAGUCGCUUGGCUGCAGUCACUGACCUACUUGUGCUCUAAUAAAUGGACUCAAGGCUCAGCUUCUGGACCGACGAUAGACACUUCUAACUAGUUGGCUGCUCGGCUCUAGGAGUCUCCUCAUAGUUUUGCAAACAUGUUGAAAUAGAGAAUAAAAAUGUUUUCCUUGUAUUUUGUUAAAGCUUGUAUGACAAAAACAAACAGCAGUCAACCCGGUUAGAUAUAUGAUUUACGGUUUUAAUUAAU
Molecule: messenger RNA, 1476 nt
Organism: Brassica rapa (field mustard)
Lineage: Eukaryota; Viridiplantae; Streptophyta; Magnoliopsida; Brassicales; Brassicaceae
Product: MATH domain and coiled-coil domain-containing protein At2g42470
Source: RefSeq, a predicted model, not a curated record